This is a messenger RNA of Homarus americanus (American lobster), 3968 nucleotides long. Its product is annotated as alpha-2-macroglobulin-P-like. Gene Ontology annotation, molecular function: endopeptidase inhibitor activity. NCBI's taxonomy places the organism in Eukaryota, Metazoa, Arthropoda, Malacostraca, Decapoda, Nephropidae. Gene Ontology annotation, cellular component: extracellular region. The record is from RefSeq and is a predicted model, not a curated record. The transcript is spliced from 21 exons. Bases 1 to 3606 code for a protein of 1201 amino acids.
AUGAAUGACCCUUUAGGUAUUGGUCCCCUACAGAUCUCAGGCUGCCGAGAAAUAGUAGUGAGUACUAAGGAUCUCUUCAAGGGGGAGUGUUAUGUUCAUACCCUCACUAUCAACGCUACCGUGGAGGAGGAAGGUACAGGUGUCAGAAUAAACAGUGAGGUUAAAACUGAAGUGGAUGAUCGACUCUUCACUUUCAAGAUCCUUUCUAGGGAUAAUUACAUGAAGCCAAAUCUUCCAUUCACCUUCAAGGCUCGAGCUGAGAGGCCGGAUGGAUCAGGUGCAGUAGGGGAGCCCGUGGAGGUGUGUUGUGGUAAGUUGUGUUAUAAUCGCACCGUCACACACGAUGGAACCUUCACCGCCUCUCUCCCACACUGUGAUCAGGCGUCCAUAGCGGCUCGAGCUGAGAGGCCGGAUGGAUCAGGUGCAGUAGGGGAGCCCGUGGAGGUGUGUUGUGGUAAGUUGUGUUAUAAUCGCACCGUCACACACGAUGGAACCUUCACCGCCUCUCUCCCACACUGUGAUCAGGCGUCCAUAGCGCUCAAAGGACUAACCUGCUGGACUAACAUGAAUGCCCCCAGGGACGAUAUACACUUCAGGAGGUAUUUUUCACCCACCAAUUCCUCCCUGACUAUUCGAGCACCUGACGGUAAACUGAUGUGUUCUCCUGAAGCCAUCCAAGAACACGUGUUGUAUGUUGCUUACUCUCGUGUCAACACUACUAGAUCUGAUAUCACCAUUCAGGUUGUGUCGCGGGGCAAAAUCCAGUACUUUAAAUCACAACAGGUGGCUAAUGAGAGGCCACUGACCGACCCUCACCUGCUGGCACCUCUCCCGCCCCUCCCUCCUCACUACCAGAGAGGAGAGUUCAAACUAUCUAUAUUUCUGCCACCUACCGCCUCCCCCAUCGUUAAGGUGUUGGUAUGGUGUAUCCGGGAGGACGGUGAGGUAGUAUCAGACACGCGGGAGCUGGAGGUGGAGAAGUGUCUCGUCAACCGCGUCAACCUGACCUUGACGGCGGAUGUGGCCAGGCCAGGAGCGGUGGCCAUGGUGGACCUCGUCUCACCCCCCUACUCUCUGUGUAGCCUCGGUGUGGUAGACAGGAGUGUGGAGUUGUUGGCCCCUCAGAGGAACACCCUGACUGUGGACAAAGUGUUUGAGGUGGUUAGGCCAUACACCAUCACAGAUACACUUAACCACGAGGAACUUGACGACCUCUAUUGUAAGAUCAAACUCGAUGAUGGAGAGGCGAAGGCAUUGGAUUAUCAAACCAAAGACGUCGAUGCCCUACGGAUGUUUGACGGACCACAACAAACUGUUCAAUUCGCCAAGGCACCACCACCACCUCCUACCUCUUCGCUUAACCGACAGGAGUCCCAGUUUAUUAAAGUCGGUGUGCCUGACGAAGUAGAAGAAGAAACUCCAACAGAUGCCCCAAGGACCGAGUUCCCUGAAACAUGGCUCUGGGAUCUGCUACCUGUUCCAGCGUCCGGGUUCCUGAGGCAGAAAGUGACAUUGCCAGACACCAUCACACAGUGGGUGGGGAAGGCGGUGUGUGUCCAUCCCAAGAAGGGCGUGGGGCUGUCUCAGAGGGCAUCCAUUACCACCUUCAUCCCCUUCUUCAUCGACCUGACACUCCCGCCCUCCGUCAAGCGUGGCGAGGUCCUCCACGUCAAAGUUUCCGUCUUCAACUACGUCAACCACUCAUUACCGGUGACGGUAAUACUACAGAAGAGUAAACAACUGGAGGUGAUCAAGACACAGGAACAACUACCGCCGGGUCAACACAGGUCAUGUGUAGCAGCGCAGGAGAAGGUGGUCCAUACUGUAGAGGUCAAGCCGCUGGCCAUCGGUGACGUCAACAUCAGUGUUUUGGCGUAUGUGGACAACACCAUUAAGACUGUAGACUGCGACGUUGGCGAGUCAUUCAGGGAUUAUUUGAUUAAGUCAAUCAAUGUAGAGGCUGAGGGCUUCCCUAGGGAGGACACCUGGACCACCUAUGUCUGUCCUCAAGGUGAGAAUAACCUGUACCUGUGGGAGGUGACAGUACCGGAGGGCGUGGUGAAGGGGUCAGCCAGAGGUUGGGUCACAGUCAUUGGUGACCUUCUCGCCCUAACACUCGAGAACUUAGGGUCAUUAAUCCGCCUGCCAACUGGUGGUGGGGAACAGAACAUGAUCAACUUCGCUCCCAAUAUCUACAUCCAACAGUACCUGACGGCAACCAAACAAACCACACCCCAGACGACCAAGAACCUUAUCACAUACAUGGAGAGAGGUUAUCAGCGAGAACUUCAAUACCGACAUCCUGACGGUUCCUUCAGCGCCUUUGGUAAAACUGACAGGACCGGCUCCACCUGGCUUACUGCCUUUGUCGUCAAAUCGUUCGCUCAGGCUCAACCCUUUAUUCUGAUCGACAAAGACGACCUCGCUAAGUCCACAAGUUGGUUACUCUCAAAACAAGGAAAAGACGGCUGUUUUAUAUCCACUGGGAAGGUCUUACAUAAGGGGAUGAAAGGCGGCGUUGAUGGACGUGAGUCACCGGUGCCCUUGACGGCGUACGUGAUGGUGGCGCUGCUGGAGGCUGGAGAGGACCUUACUAGUGUUGGGGUGAAGGAGGCGAUCCGCUGCAUCACCUCCCACCAGGUCUACGAUCCAUACGUCAUGAGCCUAAAAGCCUACGCCCUUGCCCUCGCCAACAUGCCUGAAGCUGAGGCAGUUAUACAGGACGUGGUGACCAUGGUGAACGAGCAUAAGAUCCCAGACAAAUUCUUUAUCAAUGGGAAAGGUACUGCACUGGCUGUUGAAGGUUCUGGCUACUUGAUGCUGGCAAUAAUGGCUCAUGAUCCCCGUAAGUUCCACACACAAGCCAUGAAUUUAGCUAAGUGGAUCACCAAACACAGGAACGGACAAGGUGGUUUCAUCUCUACACAGGACACCGUGGUGGCGCUACAGGCACUGGCCAGAUUCUCAGCCUACACCUACAGGGAGUCUAUGGAACUGACCGUCAUCCUGAAAGCUAAUGGACUACAUCAUAAAUUCGUCGUCAACAACAACAACAAACUACUACAGCAAUUGGUGAUGUUACCUAAUAUACCCACCUUCGUUAAUCAUACUGUGACAGGUGAAGGGUGUGCUGUUGUCCAGGCUGUUCUCCGCUACAACAACAUCAAGCCAGACCCCAGUGACGCCUUCUCAGUCCACGUCAUCACCCACACACCGUCAGACAAGAACUGUAUCACCAAACACAUCAGGGUCUGUGCCUCUUACCUCCUCAGUGACGGAACCUCCAACUUGGCCAUCAUAGAGGUAAACAUAGUGACCGGGUACCUCCCUAUGAAGGACGACCUCCAACAAGUCAUACAUGAGAACCCCAACGUGAUUAUGAGGGCUGAUGUGGACGGGAGUAAAGUGUUAUUCUAUGUGAAGGAGUUUGCGUCGUCCAAGGAGGUGUGUGUAGAGUUCCGAGUGGUGCGUGAAGUGGACGUAGAGUUAGUCAAGCCAGGUACUGUGCUGGUUUACGACUAUUACCAACCCGGGUUCCACAUCAGUAAGACCUACACCCUCCCCCCAGCCACCGAUUGUGUCUAUUACUCUACUCAAAGAGGAUAGAAGAUACCAAGACUUAUGAAAUACACCUCGGAUGAUGAUGGAUAAAAUUGAUAAUAUUAAGCUACUGCAGAUGAUGGGGGAUGAUUCGGGUGGUAUAAAACGUCACGGAUGAUGAAAGAUGAAAUAGAUAAGAGACUACAGAUGAUACUACAGAUACUACGGAUGAUACUACAGAUACUACGGAUGAUACUACAGAUGAUGAAGAAUGACAAAGAUGAUAAGUCAAAGAUGAUGGAGGAUCAAACAAUUGGAGGAACAGAACAAUAGAACACAAGAAGAAGAAGAACAUAAGAAAAUAAGGAGUCUGCAAUAUGUCCGUGUGUGUGUGUGUCUCUAUUGAUUGCUAUGGAAAAAUUUUUAAA